CUCCUCCGCUUCCCAAGUUCAACAGAUCAGUUAAAACGUGACAAAUUCCCUUCCAACAAAAAUACUGGUAAAUACAAAUUAAAAACCGAAAAACCAGAGAAAAAAAAAAAAGUACUCCAGCAAGUUAGAACAUGAAUGUCGGUGGCGGAGGUACAGAUGGAGCCGCCGGCGAAUCAUCUUCGGCAGCUUCAUCGGCGAUUUCGAAAUGGGUUUUCUCGAUGUCACGGGGUUACCAACAUAUGCUCGACAAAUCGACGCCACAGGUGCUCAACCGGUGGAUCUUCUUGGUGGUGAUCGCUUUCAUCUACACCGUACGCGUGUACUUCGUUGAAGGAUUCUACAUCAUCACCUAUGGGCUCGGAAUCUACGUCUUGCAGCUGUUGAUCGCCUUUCUUUCCCCUCAGGUGGACCCGGAGUUCCAAGAACUCACCGCCGACGAUGGACCCUCUUUGCCCACUCGCGGCUCCGACGAGUUCCGCCCCUUUGUUCGCCGCCUCCCUGAAUUCAAGUUUUGGUAUUCACUCACAAAAGCCUUCUGUGUUGCAUUUGUGCUGACUUUUUUCAGUGCGUUUGAUGUACCUGUGUUCUGGCCAAUUUUGUUAUUCUAUUGGUUGGUUCUAUUCAUUUCAACGAUGAAGAGGCAGAUAAUGCACAUGAUCAAAUAUAGAUAUGUGCCCUUCACCUUUGGUAAACAGCGUUACACCGGGAAGAAAGUAGUUCCCUCUGAUGACGCUAGCAUUUCCAGGCCUUGAUGGUUCAGGUAAAGAUGGAAGACUUUUACCUAUAUUUUAGGUUGUUUAGGCGGCUAUAAUCUUCAGCAAGGGAAUUUCAUAGUUAUUCCCGAAGAAUUCUCCAAGUAUCUUAUUUUUGCAGUGAAGGAUAAUUUAGUUUUCUGGUGCCUCUAUGCUCAUAUAGAACACCUUUUUACUUCUAACUGAUAUGACACUUAUUCCAUUACAUGUCAAUGUAAAUGCAGAACGAUUAAAUCCUAAAAUGUAUUGUACUAUUCACAGAUAUUUUAGUAUCUAGCUUUCCUUGCUCUCCUAUUUUACAA
Coffea eugenioides is the source of this 1054-nucleotide messenger RNA. Its product is annotated as protein RER1A-like. The record is from RefSeq and is a predicted model, not a curated record. NCBI's taxonomy places the organism in Eukaryota, Viridiplantae, Streptophyta, Magnoliopsida, Gentianales, Rubiaceae. The coding region runs from base 132 to 752 and encodes 206 amino acids. Gene Ontology annotation, biological process: retrograde vesicle-mediated transport, Golgi to endoplasmic reticulum; protein retention in ER lumen. The transcript is spliced from 3 exons. Gene Ontology annotation, cellular component: Golgi membrane.